Messenger RNA from Diplodia corticola, 1413 nucleotides. RefSeq names its product glucose galactose transporter. Gene Ontology annotation, biological process: transmembrane transport. The record is from RefSeq and is a predicted model, not a curated record. NCBI's taxonomy places the organism in Eukaryota, Fungi, Ascomycota, Dothideomycetes, Botryosphaeriales, Botryosphaeriaceae. Bases 1 to 1413 code for a protein of 470 amino acids. The transcript is spliced from 7 exons. Gene Ontology annotation, molecular function: transmembrane transporter activity.
AUGGCCAUUUUCAAGAGGACCAUCGUCGCCGACGACCAUGCUGUCACCCGGGGUGGACAUCUGACCCUGAAGCAGUCUCUGCUGCCAAAUUCUCUCGUCACCAUCCUCUUUUUCCUCUGGGGCUUCGCUUACGGCCUCCUCGACGUCCUGAACUCGCACUUCCAAGCCGACCUCAACAUCACCGCCAGCAAGGCAUCCGGCCUGUCCGCCGCCUACUUCGGCGCCUACUUCCUCUGCCCACUCACCAUCUCGGGCUGGAUCCUGCGACACUAUGGAUUCCGCAUCACCUUCAUGACCGGCCUGGCCGUCCUCGCAGUCGGCUGCCUCCUCUUCUGGCCGUCGGGCGUCAAGGAGUCGUUCGGCGGCUUCUGCGGCUCCAUGUUCGUCGUGGGCGCGGGCUUGUCGACGCUCGAGACGGGCGCCGACAACUUCCUGUCCAUCUGCGGCCCGCCGCGCUACAGCGAGAUCAGGCUGAACCUGGCCCAGGGCGUGCAGGGCGUGGGAUCGUUCGUCGCGCCCCUGCUCGCCAGCAGGGUCUUCUUCGCCGACACGGUCGACACCAAGCAGGGGCUGCGGAACGUGCAGUGGGUCUACCUCGGCGUCGCCGGCUUCGUCGCCCUGCUCAUCAUCUUGUUCUGGAUUGUGCCCAUGCCCGAGGUGACGGACGCCGAUAUGGCGGUUCAGGAGCGCGAGAUCGCCGAGGGCGGACACGCUGAGCAUGCGGAGGGCGAGGGUGAAGGGCCGUUCAGAAAGCAGUACAACCUGUUUCUCGGAGUGUGGAGCCAGUUCUGCUACGUCGGCGCGCAGGUGGCGGUUGCGAACUACUUCAUCAAUUUCUGCCAGGAGGCAGGUUAUUCGAGCGCAACGAGCUCGAACCUGCUUGCCGUUGGCCAGGGCUGCUACGCCUUCAUGCGCUUCGUCGGCUCUGGCGUCAUGACCAGCAGAGCUUUCAAGCCGCGCUACAUGCUGGCGGCCUAUCUCGCACUAUGCUUCAUCUUCGGCCUUGCAGCUGUCCUGACGCACGGCAAGACCAGCGUGGCGAUGCUGAUAUUGGUCCUAUGCUUUGAGAGCAUCUGCUUCGCCACCAUAUUCACCCUCGCCCUGCGCGGCCUCGGCCGCCACACCAAGCGCGGCGGCAGCAUGCUUGUCGCCGCCAUCUCCGGCGGCGCGGCCAUUCCUCCCAUGACGGGCGCCGUCGCCACCUCGACGGGCAACUUCCACACCGCCAUGGCCAUCCCGACGGCCUUUUACGUCGCCGCGUGGAUCUUCCCCGUGUACGUCAACUUCUUCAACAAGGAGAGCUUGGACGCGCAUCGCGAGUCCGACUUGAACGUGGACAGGAGCGCGGUGGAUGCGGACAAGGUGGCGGAGGUGGAGAGGGGUCACAGCGUGUCUGAAGUCGGGAAAGCGUGA